CAACCGCCUUCCCCAUCUGUUAACUCCUUCUUCUGCUCCUUUCUGAGUCGCUCGCCCGGCCACCAAACUCACCCUGACCCGCGUCUAAUCAUACUUAUUUCUACCUCUUUAUUCCACCGGCCUUGUCACACCUUCAUCCCACCGUCGACACACAUGGCGCGCAUCAACAUCCCCCUCGACGUGAUCACCAACCGCCUCAACCUCGCAGGUCGUUUCGACUCCGUACGAAGCACGUCUCUCACCUCGCGUUUCGCCAACCUACGACCGAUAUCUGAGUUCUUCAACCUCAAGAACCUCUCCAAGCCCGCCGAUUUCUCGCAAGUCCAGAACCGCGUCAACUACAAUCUAUCAUACUUUUCAAGCAACUAUGCCGCGCUUUUCGUGAUGCUGAGCAUCUACAGCCUGCUCACCAAUCUGCUGCUGUUCUUCGUGCUUGUUCUCAUCAUUGGGGGCAUGUGGGGCAUUGGCAAGCUUGAGGGCAGGGAUCUCGAUGUGGGAUUCGCAAGGGCGUCGGCGAGCCAGAUGUACACGGCUCUGUUCGUCAUUGCCAUUCCCCUCUUCUUCUGGGCCUCACCCAUCUCGACCGUUCUUUGGCUCAUUGGCGCAUCCGGCGUCACCAUCUUGGGCCACGCGGCGUUUAUGGAAAAAGAUGUAGCAGCAAGUUUCUCCGAGGAGGCGGUUUAGGCGGUCGACCGCGCACUCUUCGCCCUAUGAAAUGGGAAGACCGCCCGGAGCUCUCAGCGGGGAUAGGCGAAGAUAUAUACAUUCGCAGGACUGGGAGCUUCGCGAUCCACGCUUGAUGGAAGUGGACAGCGACGAAGACGAUACACACGGCGUUGUUUUGGAUCCGAAUGCAUUUUCUGCGCGUGAUCGCCGGCCAGCGGAUUAUGCCGGCGAAAACUUGUACUUUGAUGGGUAUGAUCUUGGUCAGGAUAGAUGGCAUAGAGGUGGCGUGUACGAUGAUGGAACAUACGAGGAUUAUAUUUCCGAGGAGGAGGAGGAGGAUGAGGUAUAUUUACAGAACCGAAAAUCUGCAGCAUACCAGACUGCACGCUGGGACAAGGAUGAGUCGUUGCGGCAGACCGCUUUCGAUCGCAUCGC
This is a messenger RNA of Pseudocercospora fijiensis CIRAD86, 1101 nucleotides long. RefSeq lists its product as uncharacterized. Gene Ontology annotation, cellular component: Golgi apparatus. Lineage: Eukaryota; Fungi; Ascomycota; Dothideomycetes; Mycosphaerellales; Mycosphaerellaceae. The coding region runs from base 154 to 684 and encodes 176 amino acids. The record is from RefSeq and is a predicted model, not a curated record. The transcript has 4 exons.